AGAUCGAAGCCAUGGGGGACUCAGAAAUGGCAGUGUUUGGGUCGGCGGCGCCGUAUUUACGGAAGUCGGAUAAAGAAAGACUCGAGGCGCAGAACCGACCGUUCGAUGCUAAAACCGCCUGCUACGUCCCAGAUGACAAAGAACUGUAUGUGAAAGGCACGGUCAAGAGCAGGGAAGGUGGUAAAGCCACCGUGGAGACCUUACUGGACAAGAGGACCGCAACCGUUAAAGAGGAUGACGUCCUGCCAAUGAAUCCUCCAAAGUUCGAUAAGAUCGAAGACAUGGCCAUGAUGACCCACCUGAACGAGGCAUCCGUGUUGUAUAACCUCAAAGAGCGUUAUGCAGCCUGGAUGAUCUAUACAUACUCCGGGUUGUUCUGCGUCACUGUGAACCCCUACAAGUGGUUGCCAGUGUAUGAUCCCCAGGUUGUGACCGGGUACAGGGGCAAGAAGCGUCAAGAAGCUCCUCCUCACAUCUUCUCCAUCUCCGACAACGCUUAUCAGUUCAUGCAAACUGAUCGCGAAAACCAGUCCAUCCUGAUCACUGGAGAAUCCGGUGCCGGGAAGACUGUGAACACGAAACGUGUCAUUCAGUAUUUCGCUUCCGUUGGAGCUGUUACUGACACAUCCAAAAAGAAGGAAACUUCCGGGAAGAUGCAGGGGUCCCUGGAAGAUCAAAUCAUUCAGGCUAACCCACUGUUGGAAGCCUUUGGUAAUGCCAAGACUGUAAGAAAUGACAACUCGUCUCGCUUUGGGAAAUUCAUCAGAAUUCACUUUGGUGCCACGGGGAAAUUGGCUUCCGCUGACAUUGAAACCUAUCUAUUGGAAAAAUCCAGAGUGACAUUCCAGCUGAAAGCUGAAAGGAGCUACCACAUUUUCUACCAGAUGAUGACCAAUCACAAACCAGAAAUUGUUGAGACUUGUCUAAUUACCACCAAUCCUUAUGAUUAUCCAUUCAUCAGCCAGGGUGAGAUUGCAGUCAAGAGUAUUGAUGACACAGAAGAAUUGGUAGCAACUGAUACUGCUAUUGAUAUCCUUGGCUUCACUAAUGAUGAGAAGUGGGGUAUCUACAAACUGACCGGAGCAGUAAUACAUAUGGGCAACAUGAGAUUCAAGCAGAAACAGCGUGAGGAGCAGGCAGAGCCUGAUGGCACAGAAGAUGCUGAUAAAGUUGCCUACCUGACUGGUCUCAACUCAGCAGAUCUGCUAAAGGCAUUGUGCUAUCCACGAGUAAAGGUUGGCAAUGAAUUUGUGACCAAAGGUCAGACUGUUCAGCAGGUCUACAACUCAAUUGGCGCUCUUGCCAAAUCUAUUUUUGAGAAAAUGUUCUUGUGGAUGGUCAUCCGUAUUAAUCAACAACUGGACACAAGGCAGGCCAGGCAGUAUUUCAUUGGUGUGCUAGAUAUUGCUGGCUUUGAAAUUUUUGAUUUCAACAGCCUGGAGCAAUUAUGUAUCAACUUCACUAAUGAGAAACUGCAACAGUUCUUCAACCACCACAUGUUUGUUCUGGAACAAGAAGAGUACAAGAAGGAAGGAAUUGAAUGGGAAUUCAUUGACUUUGGUAUGGAUCUUGCUGCUUGCAUUGAACUCAUUGAGAAGCCUAUGGGUAUCUUCUCAAUCCUUGAAGAGGAAUGUAUUGUCCCCAAGGCCUCAGAUACUUCCUUCAGGAAUAAACUGUAUGAUCAGCAUCUUGGUAAGUCAAACAACUUCCAGAAGCCCAAACCUGCCAAAGGAAAGGCUGAAGCCCACUUCUCACUGGUCCAUUAUGCUGGCACUGUUGACUACAAUGUUAAUGGCUGGCUGGAUAAGAACAAGGAUCCACUGAAUGAAACUGUAACUGGGCUGUUCCAGAAGUCAUCACUGAAACUCCUGGCUCAUCUGUAUGCCUCAGCUCCCGAAGCUGAAGGUGGUGGUGGCGGCAAGAAAGGAGGCAAAAAAAAGGGUGGUUCCUUCCAGACAGUAUCUGCUCUGUUUAGGGAGAACCUGGGCAAGCUGAUGACUAACCUGAGAACCACACAUCCACAUUUUGUGCGCUGUAUCAUCCCCAAUGAGACAAAGACGCCAGGUGCCAUGGAUAAUUACCUUGUCAUACACCAGCUGAGGUGCAAUGGUGUGCUGGAAGGUAUCAGAAUUUGCAGAAAAGGAUUUCCAAGCAGAAUCAUCUAUGGUGACUUCAAGCAAAGAUACAGAAUUCUAAAUGCAAAUGCCAUUCCCGGAGGUCAGUUCAUUGAUAGCAAGAAGGCAUCUGAGAAGUUAUUGGGAUCUAUUGAUGUAGAUCACACCCAGUACAAGUUUGGACACACAAAGGUGUUCUUCAAGGCUGGUCUCUUGGGUUUACUUGAAGAGAUGAGAGAUGAAAAGUUAGCACAGCUUGUUACCCGUACUCAGGCUAUGUGUCGUGGCUUCUUGAUGAGAGUUGAAUUUAAGAGAAUGAUGGAAAGAAGGGAAGCACUGUAUACUCUGCAGUACAACAUCCGUGCAUUCACAAAUGUCAAACACUGGCCAUGGAUGCAACUGUACUUCAAGAUCAAACCUCUUCUGAAGAGUGCUGAAACUGAAAAGGAAAUGGCAAAUAUGAAAGAAGAGUUUGAGAAAACUAAGGAAGCGCUUGCCAAAUCUGAAGCCCGGAGGAAGGAAUUAGAAGAGAAAAUGGUGGCCCUUGUACAGGAAAAGAAUGAUCUCCAACUUCAAGUCCAAGCGGAAAGUGAAACUCUGGCAGAUGCAGAAGAGAGAUGUCAGGGACUGAUUAAAAAUAAAAUUCAGCUGGAGGCUAAAUUGAAGGAAGCUAAUGAAAGACUGGAAGACGAAGAGGAGGUAAAUGCUGAGCUAACAGCCAAGAAAAGGAAACUUGAGGAUGAGUGUUCAGAACUGAAGAAAGAUAUUGAUGACUUGGAGCUGACGUUGGCCAAAGCUGAAAAGGAGAAACACGCCACUGAGAACAAGGUUAAAAAUCUCACUGAAGAGAUGGCCACUCUUGAUGAAAGCAUUGCUAAAAUUACAAAGGAAAAGAAAGCCCUCCAGGAGGCCCAUCAGCAAACCCUGGACGACCUCCAGGCUGAGGAAGACAAAGUCAACACUCUAACCAAAACAAAGACUAAAUUGGAACAACAAGUUGAUGAUCUUGAAGGCCGUCUGGAGCAGGAGAAAAAAGUCCGCAUGGAUCUUGAGCAUGCUAAGCGAAAGCUUGAAGGUGACCUGAAGUUGUCACAAGAAGUAAUAAUGGAUUUGGAGAAUGACAAGCAACAACUAGACGAAAAACUAAAGAAGAAAGAGUUUGAAAUCAGCCAGCUUCAAAGCAAAGUUGAAGAUGAGCAGGCAAUGGCUUCCCAGCUGCAGAAAAAGAUUAAAGAAUUACAGGCCCGUACUGAGGAGGUUGAGGAAGAAAUUGAAGCUGAACGUGCUGCUUGUGCUAAGACUGAGAAACUCAGAGCUGAUCUUUCUCGGGAACUUGAAGAGAUCAGUGAGCGACUGGAAGAAGCUGGUGGGGCAACUGCAACUCAGAUUGAAAUAAACAAGAAACGAGAGACAGAAUUUCAGAAAAUGCGCCAUGACCUGGAAGAAUCUACACUCCAGCAUGAAGCCACAGCUGCUGCUCUUCGCAAGAAGCAGGCUGACAGUGUUGCAGAACUUGGGGAACAAAUCGACAAUCUGCAACGUGUGAAACAGAAACUCGAGAAGGAAAAGAGUGAGCUGAAGAUGGAAAUUGAUGACCUUGCCAGCAACAUGGAGUCAGUGUCAAAAUCUAAGGCAAACCUUGAGAAAGUAGCCAGGACACUGGAGGACCAGGUCAGUGAAAUGAAGACCAAACAUGAUGAACAUCAACGUUUGAUCAACGACUUAUCAACUCAGAAAGCACGUUUUGCAACAGAAAACGGGGAACUGAACCGUCAGGUGGAGGAGAAAGAAUCCUUGGUAUCUCAGCUGACAAGAGGGAAACAAGGAUAUACCCAACAGAUUGAGGAACUCAAGAGGCAGAUGGAGGAAGAAAUAAAGGCUAAGAGUGCUCUGGCACAUGCUCUGCAAUCUGCCCGCCAUGAUUGUGAUCUCCUCCGUGAACAAUAUGAAGAGGAAGUGGAGGCAAAGGCUGAGCUCCAACGUGGAAUGUCCAAGGCCAACAGCGAAGUGGCUCAGUGGAGAACAAAAUAUGAAACUGAUGCAAUCCAGCGCACUGAGGAAUUGGAAGAGGCCAAGAAAAAACUUGCUCAACGCCUGCAGGAUGCAGAAGAGCACAUUGAGGCUGUGAACUCCAAAUGUGCUUCAUUGGAAAAGACGAAGCAGAGAUUGCAGGGUGAAGUGGAAGAUCUUAUGGUGGAUGUUGAGAGGGCAAAUUCAACAGCAGCAGCUCUCGACAAGAAACAAAAGAACUUUGACAAGGUCCUGGCAGAAUGGAAACAGAAAUACGAGGAAAGCCAAGCAGAACUGGAAGCAGCUCUGAAGGAAUCUCACAGUCUGAGUACUGAAAUCUUCAAGAUGAAGAAUGCAUACGAGGAGUCUCUGGAUCAUCUUGAAACUCUUAAACGAGAGAACAAGAACCUGCAGCAGGAGAUUUCUGAUCUGACUGAGCAACUGGGUGAAAAUGGUAAGGCCCUCCAUGAGAUGGAAAAGGUAAAGAAGACAGCUGAGAUGGAGAAGAGUGAAAUUCAGUCGGCAUUGGAGGAGGCAGAGGCCACUCUGGAACAUGAGGAGAGCAAGAUCCUCCGUGUUCAGCUGGAACUGAACCAAGUGAAAUCUGAAGUUGACAGGAAGAUUGCAGAGAAAGAUGAGGAGAUUGAUCAGGUGAAGAGGAACCAUCAGAGAGUUGUGGACACGAUGCAAAGUGCUUUGGAGGCUGAAGUCAGGAGCAGAAAUGAUGCCCUUAGAAUCAAGAAGAAAAUGGAGGGCGAUCUAAAUGAAAUGGAGAUUCAGCUGGAACAUGCCAAUCGUCAGGCUUUAGAAGCUCAGAAACACCUCAGAAAUGUGCAGGGUCAAUUAGAGGACACACAGUUACACCUGGAUGAUGCUUGCAGAAACCAGGAAGACUUGAAGGAGCAACUGGCCAUAGUGGAACGCAGAAGUGGUUUGCAACAGGCUGAGAUUGAAGAAAUGAGAGCGGCUCUGGAACAAACAGACAGAUCUCGCAAGAUUGCUGAACAAGAGCUUGUUGAUGUCACUGAGAGAGUUCAGCUGCUGCAUACACAGAACACUAGCCUCAUCAAUACAAAGAAGAAGCUGGACUCUGACCUGAACCAUCUUCAGUCUGAAAUGGAAGAAACUAUCCAGGAGUCAAGAAAUGCUGAAGAGAAGGCCAAGAAGGCUAUCACUGAUGCUGCCAUGAUGGCUGAAGAGCUGAAGAAGGAACAGGACACCAGUGCUCACCUGGAGAGAAUGAAGAAGAACCUUGAGCAGACAGUGAAGGAUCUGCAGCAUCGCCUGGAUGAGGCUGAGCAACUGGCUAUGAAAGGAGGAAAGAAGCAGCUCCAGAAACUGGAGGCUAGGGUACGUGAGCUGGAAAAUGAGCUGGAAGCUGAGCAGAAGCGAGGUGCUGAUGCCAUUAAAGGUGUACGCAAGUACGAGAGAAGAGUCAAGGAACUGACCUAUCAGUCUGAGGAAGACAGAAAGAAUGUCCUGAGACUACAGGACUUGGUUGACAAGCUGCAGAUCAAGGUUAAGGCUUACAAGAGACAAUGUGAGGAGUCCGAGGAACAGGCCAACAUUCACCUGUCCAAGUUCAGGAAGGCGCAGCAUGAACUGGAGGAGGCCGAGGAACGUGCUGACAUUGCAGAGUCUCAAGUCAAUAAACUUAGAUCUAAAACCCGGGACAUUACUAUGAAGAGCACUGAAGAGUAGAUGACAACCUGAAAUGGUCCAAAGAAGAAAUCCACAAAAUGUGUAUUUCUCUGUAACAUAGUUUUAUAAAUGUAGUAAUAUCAACAGAAAUAAACGUGC
Mobula hypostoma (lesser devil ray) is the source of this 5924-nucleotide messenger RNA. Its product is annotated as myosin-4-like. The record is from RefSeq and is a predicted model, not a curated record. Gene Ontology annotation, biological process: muscle contraction. Gene Ontology annotation, cellular component: myosin filament; cytoplasm; myosin II complex. The transcript is spliced from 39 exons. The coding region runs from base 12 to 5825 and encodes 1937 amino acids. Gene Ontology annotation, molecular function: actin filament binding; ATP binding; microfilament motor activity. Lineage: Eukaryota; Metazoa; Chordata; Chondrichthyes; Myliobatiformes; Myliobatidae.